AUGGCGCCAAUUUCAAAAUCCGAGGACACUCGAAAAUUGAAGAUCCUUAUGUUGCACGGCUACACACAAUCCGGCCCUCUCUUCCAAGCAAAAACCCAACGAAUCAAGAAACUACUCGAAAAGUCUCUCGCCAGCUCCCCCAUCAAAACCGACACCGACACCGACACCAACCCUCCCAUCAACGGCAUAGAAUUAAUCUAUCCCACCGGUCCCUUCCCAGUAACCUCAGCAGAUCUAAACGGAGCAGAAGUCCGCGAAGACGCAAACGGAUGGUGGAAACUCUGCCCACGAGGAGAACCACAACAAGGUUUCUCAAUCGGACUCUCCAGCAUUGCAAAAAUAUUGCAACAACAAGGUCCCUUCGACGGUAUCAUGGGAUUCAGUCAAGGAGCAGCGUUUGCAGCCAUGAUAACUUCCCUCCUCGAACCCUCACGAGCUCAAGCUUUUGCAAAUGUGAAAGGUGGCAUAGCUUUCCCGUCUUCUUUUGCUGAACUCACACACCCACCGCUGACAUUUUGUGUUUGCUUUUCGGGAUUGUUGAAUAAAUGUCCUGCUUAUACGGCAUUCUAUGAGCCUAGGAUUCAAACACCGGUUUUACAUGUUUUGGGUAGUAUGGACACGAUUGUGGAGGAGAGUGAAUCUUUGGCGUUGGCGGAGAGGUGUGAAGGUGGUGGAAAAGGUGGUGUUGUUAGACAUACGGGAACACAUACUGUGCCGAGUAGUGAAAGAGAUAUUGCGGCUGUGAUUCAGUUUAUCCGAAAUGUCUAUGCUGGAGAAGGAAAUGCCAAGGCGGAUGAAGAGGAAGAGGAAGAGGAUGUCCUAGAUAUGGAUAUGCCUUUUUAG
Molecule: messenger RNA, 843 nt
Organism: Aureobasidium subglaciale EXF-2481
Lineage: Eukaryota; Fungi; Ascomycota; Dothideomycetes; Dothideales; Saccotheciaceae
Exons: 2
Coding region: 1-843 (280 amino acids)
Cellular component (GO): nucleus; cytoplasm
Source: RefSeq, a predicted model, not a curated record